Messenger RNA from Heteronotia binoei (common prickly gecko), 1162 nucleotides. It is a transcript of the gene BORCS7, whose product is annotated as BLOC-1 related complex subunit 7. NCBI's taxonomy places the organism in Eukaryota, Metazoa, Chordata, Lepidosauria, Squamata, Gekkonidae. The coding region runs from base 179 to 508 and encodes 109 amino acids. Gene Ontology annotation, cellular component: BORC complex. The record is from RefSeq and is a predicted model, not a curated record. The transcript has 5 exons.
GGGGUGUGGCUCAUUCAACAGUAUCAGUAAGAGUGAUGUUAGGGAGGACAAUCGAUGCUCCAGCAAGGAUCCGCUCCAAUGUGCGUUCUCCUUUGUUUUGCCCCUUUUCUCUCGCCGUCGCUACAUUUUUUUUUUAAACUCGAGACAUAGGCACAUUUGGGAAGGCAAUAUUAGUAAGAUGGCGGCAUCCCCAACGGGAAGCGCUAUGGAUGCUCAGGCUCGAUUUGGCCACUCAGUGAAAGGGUUGCUGACCGAGAAGGUGACCAGUUGCGGCACAGAUGUUAUCGCUCUCACUAAACAUGUGCUGAGGGGAUCUCGGAGCGCCGAGUUCCUCGGGCAGGCUGCCAGAAACAUGGUGAUGCAAGAGGAUGCUAUCCUGCACUCUGAAGACAGUUUAAGGAAAAUGGCCAUUAUAACUACUCAUCUGCAGUAUCAGCAAGAAGCUAUUCAGAGAAAUGUUGAACAGUCUUCUAAUUUGCGUGAUCAACUGAGCCACCUCUUGAAAUGAAAAGAGAGCAAUGGACAAUACCAAACAAUGGCUGGAAACUGAUGAAAAAAACUGUGUCCCAAGAAUUGUGGAGUCCCAUCUUGUUUUCUGUUUUGCUUCAGCAAUUGCACUAUGAGACUGUCCUUGCAAAUGUCACAUGCAAGUUGUGAUAAUGGUUGUGUUGCUUAGUGGCACAUGUAGCUCAGUGCAAAGGAUCCUGGCUUGAGAAGGGAGUAAUUUGUUAAUUUGCUCAUUUCAAGUGUUCCUUUUCUAAAAAGAUGGUGCUUCCUUGUAUUUAUUUUAUGCCUUUUUUUUCUUAAGGUCACUAGGAAAUGGCAAAAGUAAUCUUAUAAUAGUUAGCCUCGCACAUCUUCCUAAAUAUUUUCACUUGUUCCCAGAAAUGUGAUGCAGAAAUUAUGGCAACCAACAAUGUUGAAGGCAGAAAUCUUCUUUCAGAGAAAGAGCCAUGUGCUCAAGGGCUGGGUCCUUUUCUCUCUCUGCUUCGUUUUUAGUUAGUGGGAGCCAAGAUUACUGAGUGCUGUUUGGAUAUCUGGAAGCUUAUUUCAAUUUGGUAUAAAUGUCUUACAAGCCUAUUCUCAAAAAUUCUGUAUGUUUCAUGGUACAAAAACUGUAGUGAAAAAUGUUUGGGAAAUAAAGUACAAAGAUUUUAAUAAA